AUGCCUCUAGCUAAAGCCUCCCUGUCUGCAUCCUUUGAUAACUUGCUUGUUUCUCUUCGCAAAGGUUCUAGAGUGGUAGUAUUAGUUGUUUAUGUUGAUGACAUUAUUAUAUCUGAGGAUGAUGCUACCGAAAUUGUAGAGGUGAAAGCUUAUCUAGAUCAGCAUUUUCAGAUGAAGGACUUGGGUGCUCUCAGAUAUUUUGUUGGCAUUGAAGUGCUACGUAGUACGAAAGGGAUUAGUUUGUCACAGAGAAAAUAUGUGUUAAGUCUCUUGUCUGAGACCAGUAUGCUUGCUUUUAAACCAAUAAAUACUCCUAUGGAUUUGUGCCAAAAGUUUGAGAUACAUGAUGACGAAGAAUUUGAUGACAAGCACUGGUACAGGAGGAGGUCUACCAUAGGUUAUUGUACAUUUAUUGGUGGCAAUCUUGUCAUUUGGAGAAGUAAGAAGCAAACAACUGUGGCAAGAUCAAGUGCUGAGGCUGAGUAUCAGGCUAUGGCUCAUACUGCAGCCGAGUUGAUGUAG
This is a messenger RNA of Telopea speciosissima, 522 nucleotides long. RefSeq lists its product as uncharacterized. The transcript is spliced from 3 exons. NCBI's taxonomy places the organism in Eukaryota, Viridiplantae, Streptophyta, Magnoliopsida, Proteales, Proteaceae. The record is from RefSeq and is a predicted model, not a curated record. Bases 1 to 522 code for a protein of 173 amino acids.